This is a messenger RNA of Microcebus murinus (gray mouse lemur), 4629 nucleotides long. RefSeq names its product killer cell lectin-like receptor 2. Lineage: Eukaryota; Metazoa; Chordata; Mammalia; Primates; Cheirogaleidae. The record is from RefSeq and is a predicted model, not a curated record.
UCAUGUGGACAUUUAAAAUAUAAAUAGAAAUGUUAGUUGAGAUUAUGUAUUUUGUAUAUUCUAUCGUUAGACUUGUUAGACUGGUGUUAUUGGUGCCAAUAGAGUAUGUUUUUAUGUAGUGCUAUUUAAUUUCGAUUUAUUUAGAUAAUCACAUGUGUCUAGUGGGUACUCUUUGGACAGUGUAUAUUCUAUCGUUAGACUAUGUUUUGAUUUGAAAUGUGAGACCUGUGAACAUCAGUUUUGUGCUAUAAGUUUAACCUGUGAUCCAUAUGAUUCUUUUAAUAAUUGGAUUCCUACCAUUAAUAGGUAAUGAGCUAGAAAAGAAAAUCCAAAAAAUUUACUAAAGAUAAACAACAAAGGUAAAUGAAUGAUUUAAGGGUGAGCUCAGAAUCUGCCUUGGGAAACUCCCCAAAUGAUCAGUAAAGCUGGAGAACUGCUGCUCAAAUUCUGGUGCCUAUGUUGUCCCAAUCUGAACUGUGUGAUAAGGUGGAGAAAACACUGGCUUAAGAAUCAAAAGUCUUAAUUGUGGUUCAGCACUUAACUAUCUUCAUUUUCAACCUGUGAGUAGACUUUAUCCUUUAGUGGCACAGAGCCCAAAUAGCUUAUUUUGCCAUUAUUUUAUCAUGCUUGCUCAGUUCCUGAGGUGGCCCUCUCAUUUGCUUACUUAGAGAUUGGAGGAAGGUUGGUUACUGUUGGCUUGACUGCUAGAGGCCCAGCUGGGAUAAUAUAGAGUAUUUUAAAUCUAGAGCAUUAGAAUGGCUUUUAUUGUAAAGACAAAAAGGACAAAUGAAGUGAUUAGGGGAACGUGAAAUCUCAAACUAGAGGUCAUUUUAAUUUUUACUGUAAGAGUCAGAAAAUUUACUGUCACUAAGUGGUAUAAAAGCUACGUAUUAGGACAAAUGAACAACGAGGUGGGAAUCUGGCCAGGUGAGGUUAUUCCUCUAAGUGAAGUGACACAGACCAUCCUUUUCUGUGUGCUAGUUGUUAUUCCAGACAUCCUUACUUCAGCCUAGCACAGGAAGAACAGCGUGCCACUGUGAAAUGAGAACUGAAGUUUGAAGGUGUGAUCAGGAGGUUUGAAGGUGUGACCAGGAGGUUUGAAGCUGUGACCGAGAGGUUUGAAAGUGUGACUAGAUGUCAUGUGUUAAGCUUCUAGCUAACACAAUUGUCAGAAAGAAAUGGGGUAAAAUGUGUGGUUUCCCAAAUAAAAUAGCUUUUGCAGCAAAGCAACCAGAAAAUAAAUAAGUGAAUACUUUAUAUACAUUCAUGUUUGUAGAUGUGUACAAAAGUGAAUUUGGAAGACAAAGUACAAGAAUAUUCAAAACUCUUCCAACUUAUCUUUCUGUCUUACUAACUGGUUGUGAUAGUUGUGGUAAAGUGUGGUACUUCUAAUCUUGUGAUGUUUCCAAUCUUGUUCAAAGGGCCAUGAUAGGAGUUUCAGUCAAUCCUGUCUGAAGUUACGGUUAUCUUCUGGUGCUGAUUGUUUCUUUGAAGAAGAAAUUUGCCUUUUCCAGAGAUUCAUAGCUUGGUAAUAAAAAGAAAAUAGAGCUUAGAGACAGCAACUACAAAAGUUGAUUUUCCAAUCAUUAGUCACAUUCCUCCUCUUUUCAAAACUAUGAAAAAUUUAGAUUUUAUAGUCAAUCCUAUAUCUCUUGUAUGUGUUACCAUUCCAAUAAUGAAUAAGACAGAUGUGCUCACUCUAUGGACUGUAUGGUAUGAUAAAAGAGAUGGACAAUACGCGAGAAGUGUAAAAGAGUAUGUUCUGUACUUAUCUAGCUUCCAUCCAGAGAACUACUCACCCUCUCAGCAGCUGUAGGGAUGUAAAUCAAAAUAGAAAAGCCUCAGCAUCACCACUAUCUCCAUGGGACAGUAAGAUCGGAGGCUAUGGAAUGAUCUUCCUAGAGCAGGGGUGGAAUGCUGCCGUGUUUCCCAGCUCCUGAGUUGUGUUAGUGUACUAUCCCAACUCCAUUCUUCCGAACACCUGCACUCUAGCCUCACAUAGUGGGAUAGAGAACACAAUUCAAUGUGUCAUGAUUUCUGGAUUGCAGUCCGGCGCUUCAGAACCUUAGGAGUGGAGAAACAAGAAAAUGAGAAAAUGUGGACAUAUUUUGAAGUCUAAGACACCGUGUAUGUAGUGCUAAUUUCAUUUCAUUCUUCCAGGUCUGUGAAGUAGGUGAUAUUCCUUUUGAAUAUGUGAAGAAACUAAGGCUUGAAGAUUUAGAGUGACUUGUUCAAAUUUUAACAUAUAGGAAGGAUUUGAAUCUCGGACUUCAGAUAACAAUAUUUAAUAUUUAAUGGAAGAUUGCUAUAUAUGUAUGACAGGUUCUGGUUGGGCACUUUAUAUACCUCAUUUCAUUUAAUCCACACUCUAUCACCGUUUUACUGUAGUGAAUUUGAGAUUUAGGGAAGUGACGUGACUUGCCUGAAGUCACACACGGGACCUAGUCGCUUGCCUUUCAAGCCAGAUCUGCCUGGUUGCAGAAUUCAUGCCUUGUGGCAAGAGCUUUGUUGAAAGGCCCUUCUGAAUUCCCAGUCCAUCCAUGCUCUGUAUCUUCAGUCAGGCCUGAUUUUAAACAUGGGUCAAAAUUAGCAAUAAGGUUUCCUUAGGCAAGUCAAUGAACCUCUUCACAUUAGUUUCUUCAUUUGUGAAAUGCAGACAGUAAUAAAUACCUACCGGUGCUGGGAGGCUUCUAUAUGGUUUUAUACACAGGAGGUGCUCCAAUCAAUGACAGUGUCUCUUUCUGCCUGCCACCUUUUCAACAACGGCCAUCACUGCCCCUACCCCCACUCCGUCUCCUCUCAGCAGAAUUAACUUCCUUUAUUAUUUUGGCACUGGGCUAGAGGGCUAGGGACCAUCAUCCUCUGAUUGGGAUUGACAAAGCCAGUCCCCAGGAUUAGGAGAAAGAAAAGAAAAUGCCCAGCAGCAAGUAUCAAGUAUUCCUGAGGCGUCCAGACUGCACCCAUGGAACUUUACGUACAUUACUGAGUUAAAUGAGUCUCUGGGAGGUAUUUCAGCUGGCAGCUUGCAAAUGACGACAAGUGGCAGACCUCAGUGGUGAUUCAGAGGUUAAGGAUUGUGUCAGGAGGCAGAAGUGGGCUAGAUGACGCCCAAACAACAGGAAGCAUAACCUAGACCAGGUCUUGGUGGUCAGAACAUGCAGUUGGAGGAAAAGCAGGAGGCCUGAGGAAACUGAAGAAAAGGGAGGCCUUCUGAAGAAUGAUGGUUUAGCAUGGCUGCAGCCCCCAAGGGACCCAGGGCUGGAAGGGCCAACGUCUCCCUCAUCUUGGGGUCAGUGUUCUCCAUCUGCAUCACUCCGUGGCACCACGACAGAUGAGUGAUCAGGGAGUGAUUUAUUCAACCGUGAGAUUUCUGCAGUCUUCUUCAGAGUCAGAGAGUGGACGAAGUCCUGAUGUUACUCUGAGGCCUGAGAAGACUGACGACAAAGAGUUUUCAGUGUCCUGGCGUCUCAUUGCAGUGAGUCUUGGGAUCCUCUGUUUAGUUCUGUUGGUGAUAGUCACAGUGUUGGUGACAAAGAUUUUUCAGUGCAUUCAAGAAAGACAUCAGCAGCAGGAAAUUCUAGGACACCUUAGUCAAAAGGACAACUAUUUAAAGGAGCAACUUUUGAUAAAUAAGACUUUAGAAUAUGACAUUUUAAAAAAUGAAAGCCUUCAGCAGAAAAAGAAACUGGAUUCACUCUUUCUGAAAAACAACAUAUGUCAUAUAAAAAAUGAGAUCUUUUCAAAAUCUUUGGAAAAUACAGGCAAACGUUAUGAAGCCCACUGGACCUGUUGUGGAUUAAGCUGUUAUUAUUUUGCCGUGGAAAAUAAAAACUGGAAGGGAUGCAAACAGACUUGCCAAAGUUACAAAUCCUCCCUUUUGAAGAUAGAUGAUGAAGAUGAACUGACCUUCGUUCAACUCCAGAUUUAUAAAAAUAAUUACUGGAUCGGAUUAUCAUAUGAUGAGAGGGAAAGUAAAUGGAAAUGGGUUGAUAGUGGCUCGUCUCCCGGAAUUAAUGUUGGAAUAAUGAAUUCGUCUUCUGGGAGAGGAAAAUGUGGAUUUUUAUCCUCAACAAGAGUAGCAGCUAUUGAUUGCAUUCAAACUUACAACUGUAUCUGUGAAAAGAGAAUUGGCUGUAGUAUUUUCUCUGCUUCAGCAUGCACUGAGAAGAAAAGGUGAAAAUGGAAUGUUGUCUUUUUUUGUUUACUUCUUCUAAUAAUUUCUGAUUACUUUCAAACAAAUGUUUUUACCUGCAGGACUUAGUCCAUUGUUGAAACAGAUAAAGAUGAGCUGGAAGAGAAAGGAAGUGUUUUUUUGGGCUAUCUCUUAGAGAUCAGAUAUCAUCUUCCAUCCUGGGAAGAGGGGAAGAUUUUGUUCUUGGAGAGCAGUUGCCCCUUUUCUUAAUGGUCCUGAGGAAUUAUUUAUUCUUUCUAUUUUCCUGAAUCACCUACAGAACCAAUUAGACAACUCAUAAAUAGCCUGGGUCUUUUCCUUAUCAAUAGGAUAAAUUGUCUCAAUAUCUUCUGGCUUUGAUAGCACAAUUAGAACUAGGAUAUAGGUUUUCUUUCUUCUUAUUUAGAAGCUUACCUCAUUUUUGUGUGUGUGUGGGGCAGAGUCUCACUCUGUUGCCA